Molecule: messenger RNA, 1677 nt
Organism: Acytostelium subglobosum LB1
Lineage: Eukaryota; Evosea; Eumycetozoa; Acytosteliales; Acytosteliaceae
Exons: 2
Coding region: 1-1677 (558 amino acids)
Molecular function (GO): zinc ion binding; protein binding
Source: RefSeq, a predicted model, not a curated record
AUGGCUGACAAUUCAUUAACUAUCAAGGUCACCUACAACGGUGAUACUAGAAGAAUUACCUUUGAACGAUACCCAUCAUUCCAGGAACUCUUUCAAACCUUGAAGAAUCUCUUCACCCUCGCCGCCCUCACUCUCAAGUACACUGAUGAUGAUGGAGACUUGAUCUCAAUCACCAGUGAGCUCGAGUUGAAGGAGGCCAUCUCUCUGGUCAGCCAGAAGACCCCAAGACUCUUGAGGCUGACUGUGUUGUCCAAGGAUAGCCCAGCACAGCAACCAGCACCAACCCCUGAAGCCUUUUCUCAACAGGGCAACAACAACCAGUUUGAUCUCUCUGGUUUGCUCAGCUCCAUCCUCGGUUCUGAUGCUUUCACUGCCCAGCAACAGCAGCAGCAGCGCCCAUGUGCCAACAUGUUUGGAUGUUCCCCUCAGAGCCCAAACCAGCAGGAGAACAUCAAGAAGGACAUCAACUCCUUGCUCCAGCACUUUGGUCAGGAGAACAAUCCUAUGAUGUUCCUCAACAUGAUGAAGCCAUUCUUUGGUGCUGGUGGCAUGUGCAAGAACUUCAAUGAGACCAACAACCCAUGCAGCAACAACAACAACAACAACAACAACAACAACAACAACAACAAUGCUACUUGCAGCAACAACAACGCCCCAUCUGAGGACAAGAAGGAGGGUCCAGUUGAGCAUGUUGGUGUCAAGUGUGACGGUUGUGAUUCCAACAUCUUUGGAAUUCGCUACAAGUGCACUGUCUGCUUCAACUAUGACCUUUGCUCCGAGUGUGAGCAGAAGGGAGAGUCGGUUCAUCCAGCAUCCCACCCAUUGCUCAAGAUCACCACCCCAGCCAACCAUGGCUCCUUCCCAAGACACUGCCCAGGCCGUCCACGUGGUCCAUGGUGUCAAAAGAACAAGCAUCUUGCCCGCUUUGUCUCUGACAUCACCGUCAAGGAUGGUUCCAUCUUUGCCCCUGGUGCCAACUUCACCAAGAUCUGGCGCCUAAGGAACGACGGCCGUGACGCUUGGCCAGAGAACUCCACCCUUACCUGGAUCAGCGGUGACCGUUUGGGUUCCCCAGAGGGACUCACUGUUGAGCCCAUCUUGCCAGGCCAGGACAUUGACAUUGCCGUCAACUUGGUUGCCCCAGCUGCCCCAGGCCGCUACAUUGGCUACUGGAAGCUCUUCACUCCAGAGGGACUUGGCUUUGGCCAGCGCAUGUACGUUGACAUCUACGUAGUCAACGACGGCGAGGAGAAGAAUGAUAACAAGGUUCAACAGCCUUCAACUGUUGACAACAUCCCAGCCAAGUCUGAGGAGGUCGUUGCUGUCCAGCAACAACAGGAGCAAGAGGAGGAGGAGGACAAGCCAAGACUCGAGGAGGACUUCACUGAGAUUGCUGUUGAGCAACCAUUGGUCGCCUCUGACUGCCAGCCAUUGUUGUCGCCAAAUGCCCCAGCUCACGUCCAAGUCCCAGCCCAGUUGUUGGUCCCAGUCGUUGAGCAGCAACAGGCUCCAGCUGAGGCCCAGGUUGCUGCCGAUCCAAUUGAGGACAAGAAGAAGGCCUGUGUUGCUACCCUUGUCUCUAUGGGAUUCGGACAACUUCCCCAGCUCCCAAGUCUCAUCAAGAAGUUUGACUACAACGUCGAGAUGAUCUUGGAGCACCUCCUCAACCAUCAUUAA